AUGAACUUCCCGGGCGGCGCCGGGCAGAGCCCCGGGCAGCAGCAGAGCCUGGCGGCGCCGGGCGGGCCGGUGCCGGUGCCCGUGCCCGGGCCCUCGGGGCCACAGCCCGGCGGGCCGCCCCCGCCGCAGUUCGGGCUCUCCAACUCGGCCGCGAUCCGCGCCGAAAUCGGGCGCUUCGAGUCCGUGCACCCCAAUAUCUACGCGAUCUACGACCUCAUUGAGCGCGUGGAGGACCUGGCGCUGCAGAGCCAGAUCCGCGAGCACGUCAUCUCCAUCGAGGAUUCGUUUGUGAACAGCCAGGAAUGGACCCUGAGUCGCUCGGUGCCUGAGCUGAAGGUGGGCAUCGUGGGGAACCUGUCCAGUGGCAAGUCAGCCCUGGUGCACCGCUACCUGACCGGCACCUACGUGCAGGAGGAGUCUCCAGAGGGUGGCCGGUUCAAGAAGGAGAUUGUGGUGGAUGGCCAGAGCUACUUGCUGCUGAUUCGAGAUGAAGGGGGCCCCCCUGAGCUCCAGUUUGCUGCCUGGGUGGAUGCAGUGGUGUUUGUCUUCAGCCUGGAGGACGAGAUCAGCUUCCAGACCGUCUACAACUACUACCUGCGGCUCUGCAGCUACCGGAACACCGCCGAGGUGCCCAUGGUGCUGGUGGGCACGCAGGAUGCCAUCAGUGCCACCAACCCGCGCGUCAUCGACGACUCCCGCGCACGGAAGCUCUCCAACGACCUGAAGCGCUGCACCUACUACGAGACCUGUGCCACCUACGGCCUGAACGUGGAGAGGGUCUUCCAGGAUGUGGCUCAGAAGGUGGUGGCUCUCCGCAAGAAGCACCAGCUCUCCAUCGGCCCCUGCAAGUCCCUGCCCAACUCACCCAGCCACUCAUCUGUGUCUGCAGCCUCCAUUCCUUCUGUGCACAUCAACCAGGCCACCAACGGUGGAGGAGCCUUCAGUGACUACUCGUCGUCCGUGCCCUCCACCCCGAGCAUCAGCCAGCGGGAGCUGCGGAUCGAGACCAUCGCUGCCUCCAACACGCCCACCCCCAUCCGCAAGCAGUCCAAGCGGCGCUCCAACAUCUUCACGUCCCGCAAGGGCGCCGACCCGGAGCGCGACAAGAAGGUGCCCGAGUGCAAGGCGGACAGCAUCGGCAGCGGGCGGGCCAUCCCCAUGAAGCAGGGCAUUCUCCUCAAACGCAGCGGCAAGUCCCUCAACAAGGAGUGGAAGAAGAAGUACGUGACGCUGUGUGACAACGGGGUCCUCACCUACCACCCCAGCCUGCACGACUACAUGCAGAACGUGCACGGCAAGGAGAUCGACCUGCUGCGGACCACGGUGAAGGUGCCGGGCAAGCGGCUGCCCCGCGCCACGGCCGCGCCCGGCGCCAGCCCCAAGGCCAACGGGCUGCCCAAGGACAGGAGCAGCUCCCAGCUGGCAGCGGGCACAGGUGCUCCCCACUCGACCAGCAGCACGUCCCUGCACUCGGAGCGCUCCAUCAGCGGCAUCAACCUGGUGGGUUUCAGCUCCAAGCCGGACGGGAUGCACCAGCGCUCCUACUCUGUCUCCAGUGCCGACCAGUGGAACGAGGCCGUGGCCAUCCCCGGCAGCUGCCCCAACCCCUCUAACGGUACUGCCGACUCCCUCAGCUCCAGCCCAAACAUUUCCAGUGCUGCCAGCCCAAAGCUGGAGCCGCCUCCGUCACCACAUGCCAACAGGAAAAAGCAUCGCCGGAAAAAGAGCACAGGGACAACUCGGCUGGAUGGCCCCAGCACGGCAGCAGAAGAACCAGAUGAGCCAUUUGAGUUCAUUAUCGUGUCACUGACGGGCCAGACGUGGCUCUUUGAAGCCUCAACGUCAGAGGAGCGGGAGCUCUGGGUACAGGCCAUUGAGAGCCAGAUCCUGGCCAGCCUGCAGGGCUGUGAGAGCAGCAAAAACAAGGCUCGGCUGGGCAGCCAGGGCGACGCGCAGGCCAUGCAGGCCGUCCGCACGGCGCGUGGGAACAGCUUCUGCGUGGACUGCGACGCUCCCAAUCCGGACUGGGCCAGCCUGAACCUGGGUGCUCUCAUGUGCAUCGAGUGCUCCGGGAUCCACCGCAACCUGGGCACCCACCUGUCCCGUGUGCGCUCCCUGGACCUGGAUGACUGGCCUAGCGAGCUUCUCAUGGUCAUGACGGCCAUCGGCAACGCCCUGGCAAACGCUGUCUGGGAGGGAAUGGUGGAGGGCUACCCCAAGCCCACGCCUGAGAGCAGUCGGGAGGAGAAGGAGCGCUGGAUCCGGGCUAAGUAUGAGCAGAAGCUCUUUCUGGCUCCUCUGCCCCAGUCUGACAUCCCGCUGGGGCAGCAGCUGCUGCGGGCUGUGGUGGAGGAUGACCUGCGGCUCGUGGUGACACUCCUGGCCCAUGGCACCAAGGAGGAAGUGAACGAGACCUACGGAGACGGAGACGGGCGCACAGCGCUGCAUCUCUCUUGCGCAAUGGCCAAUGUGGUCUUCACACAGCUGCUCAUCUGGUACGGAGUGGAUGUGAAGAGCCGGGACGCUCGGGGCCUGACUCCACUGGCCUACGCCCGGCGAGCAGGCAGCCAGGAGUGCAUCGACAUCCUGCUGCAGCACGGCUGCCCCAGCGACAGCGCCGCCACGCUGACCCCCAGCCUGCCGCGCCGCAACGCCAACGCCAACAACAACGCCACGCCCGUGGAGCUCAGCACCGGCCCCGGCACGGGCUAGCCCGGCACUGCCCUCUGCUCACUGUGCCCAUGCAGCUCAGCCCUGGCACGGACUGGCCCAGCACAGCCCUCUGCUCACCAUGCCCGUGGAGCUCAGCCCUGGCACGGACUAGCCCGGAACAGCCCUCUGCUCACUGUGCCCAUGCAGCUCAGCACUGGCCCGGGCUAGCCCAGCGCUGCCCUCUGCUCACCGCGCCCGUGGAGCUCAGUGCCAGCCCCAGCACAGGCUAGCCCAGCACUGCCCUCUGCUCACUGCGCCCAUGGAGCUCAGUGCCAGCCCCAGCACAGGCUAGCCCAGCGCUGCCCUCUGCUCACCGUGCCUGUGGAGCUCAGUGCCAGCCCCAGCACAGGCUAGCCCAGCGCUGCCCUCUGCUCACCGCGCCCGUGGAGCUCAGUGCCAGCCCCAGCACAGGCUAGCCUGGCCCUGCCCUCUGCUCACCGCGCCCGUGGAGCUCAGCACUGACCCGGGCUAGCCCAGUGCUGCCCUCUGCUCACUGCGCCCAUGGAGCUCAGCACUGGCCCAGGCUAGCCUGGCACUGCCCUCUGCUCACUGUGCCCAUGCAGCUCAGCACUGGCCCGGGCUAGCCCAGCGCUGCCCUCUGCUCACCGCGCCCGUGGAGCUCAGUGCCAGCCCCAGCACGGGCUAGCCCGGCACUGCCCUCUGCUCACCGUGCCCGUGGAGCUCAGUGGCGUUCCCAGCAUGGGCUAGCCUGGCACGGCCCUCUGCCCGCUGUGCCCAUGCAGCUCAGUGCCAUUCCUGGCACAGCCUCUGGCCGUGCACAGCUGCCCUCCAGCCCUGCCGCGGGGCAGGGCCACAGGAGCGGCUCUGAGAGCCCCACAGUCCCUGCCCAGCAGAACCCCGCUCCAGCCAGGAGAGGCGGGGAGCCAGCGGGGAGCCAGGUCUGCUCCCCUGCGCUGGUUCCAGCCCCCUCUGGCCGUGCCGCUGUGCAGAGCCCGUGCUGGCAGCUUGUGAGGGCUCCUGCGCAAUCCCGGGGUGGCUCCAGGGCGCCCCGCUCUCGUGACCGGUACGUGCAUGGGGAGCAGUGUCUCCUGCUCCCCCACACAUCUGUAGAUAAAGCAGGGGCUGGGGGCAGCUCAGCUGUGUGGCCUCCCCUGCACAGCAGCACCAGGGAGGCUGAUGGCUGCGCCUGCUCCCUCAGGGAGGUCAGUGUGGUCACUUCCCUCCUGCUCUCCCUCCGUGUCGGCCUUGCCGCACCCCCAGUGCAGUGCUGAGGUGGGGGGCAGCAGGAGGUGCGUGUUUCUCCAUUGCACCCCAAAGCUCCUCUGCUUCUGGCCAGUGCAGGAGGGCUGCACGCACCCAGACUGCUCCCCGUGUGCUGAUGCGAGGGUGGCACCUCCCCAGCACUGCCCCUGGACAAAGGCCUCCCCAGCCUCCCUGCUGACCUAGAGGGGAAAGAGGAUGGUCACCUCGGGAUCCCCAGCUCUGUCUGUCUGUCUGUAGAGUCACUGUCCUUCCAGGUUAAAGCUCCAAGCCGUACACAGUGUCUCCAUCAGAGCCUCCCGCUGGCUCCCGCUGCUGCCCAGGUGGGGCUGGUCUCCAGCUGAGCAAGAGGAGAGGAGAGGAGCGUCUCUCUGCAUUGGGGUCAAGCCUCUAGCUGAAUGCUGGAACCUCAAGGCUUUGGACACUGCUAUGGAAUGUCUCUGUCACUUGUGUAUAAAAUGUACAUUGGAAAUAUUUAUAUGGACACUCUGUAUAUACGGUUUCUUUUCCAUAAGUUGCCCUGUGUGUGUUAUCUGCAGCCAAGGAGAUAAAAGCCAAUAAAGCAACCCACCUCCUGCCA
Melospiza georgiana is the source of this 4513-nucleotide messenger RNA. It is a transcript of the gene AGAP3, whose product is annotated as ArfGAP with GTPase domain, ankyrin repeat and PH domain 3. The record is from RefSeq and is a predicted model, not a curated record. The transcript is spliced from 18 exons. Gene Ontology annotation, biological process: proteasome-mediated ubiquitin-dependent protein catabolic process. Gene Ontology annotation, cellular component: nucleus. Bases 1 to 2712 code for a protein of 903 amino acids. Gene Ontology annotation, molecular function: GTPase activator activity; GTP binding; protein binding. NCBI's taxonomy places the organism in Eukaryota, Metazoa, Chordata, Aves, Passeriformes, Passerellidae.